Messenger RNA from Postia placenta MAD-698-R-SB12, 633 nucleotides. RefSeq lists its product as hypothetical. Lineage: Eukaryota; Fungi; Basidiomycota; Agaricomycetes; Polyporales; Adustoporiaceae. The transcript has 3 exons. The record is from RefSeq and is a predicted model, not a curated record. The annotation marks the transcript as partial.
GUACGAUGCGCAGGAUGCGGAAAAGAAGCCCCUGGACACCUGGAGCGAGAGUGCGGAACCAGGCCGAUGAAGCGACACGUAUCCGCACCACCUGAAGAACCUGCGCGACGCGUGGGGGUGGUCGUCGACAAUGUGUUCCUCGAAGGAAUCAUCAACGAGGCGAAGGAGAGGAAGGAGAAAGAAAGGCAGACGAAAGCGAUACCCAUCCCUCCACCGCGUAGCGCUAACCCCGAACCCCCCGCCAGUCCCGUCGCGGGACCCUCGCGCCCCUGCCCCGAUACACCCGUCGUCUUUCGCAAAGUCGACCCCGACUGGACACCCGACACCACUCAAUGGACGUGGGACAGCUCCUGGCCGCAUCAGAAGCACCUCUCUGGUGAGGAAUGGAAGAAUGUAGGGAGGAACGCGCGCAAGGAGUGGUUCGACGAAGAGGAGGACGACAGCGUAGAUUGGGAGUUGUAUGGAGAUGGUGAGCAAUGUGUUUGCAAGACCAUGCUCAUCUUGCUGCUAGCGGGCAUUGCCACAUCAGAGUGUGAAGAAGAUCUCAAUGCAUCUAUUUACACAAGAAUCAUGAAAAAAAGUGCAGUGCUUCACAUCAGGAAACCACCACUCCAGCUUGGGCAGGCUUACUAA